GACAAUUUGCUACCACUUAGUCCCUUCAACGCUGGCGUAACUUCAUCACGAAAAGCACUUGAAACUAAUCUUCAGUCCAUCGAAAUACAUUACAUCCUAGCACAAUAACUUCUCCAGCCAAAAAUAAAUACCACACCAACGCAAACGCCCAUAUACUGAGGUGGAUGAAAGUUUGCACACUAUUGAGUCAACUCCAUGUGCCUUCCCCAAAAUCCUAUUAACCAAACAAAAAAACAACAUUGUCUUUCAUACCUAUGGCGAUGGCAACGUGCACAUUGAAUAGCAAUGGCCACACCGCCAAUGUACUUAGCGAAGAACAGUUGUGGUAGCUUCUUUACGUGUUCCAGCGCGGUUCAUCACCACAUCACCUCAAUAUACCAGUCAGUAUUCAACCUUCAGGCGGCGUGAAUGCAGCGUUUCUGUUACUAGUCAUUCGCGCCCUCGAGCAUGCAGACGGAAAUCGGAGCGUACACUAUAACAGUACAUGUGUUUACCGACCAGUGGCAAAGGCAAAAGUUGCAAAACCAAAAUAUUGAACUAUUGAUAGUUUGCCGGCGGUCACUAACUGUGUUGUAGCUCUCGAUUCAGUGGUGUACAAGUUCACGCGAGUUGUAGUAGCGUGCGGUUGAUAAGGAUUAUUGUAAAAUAAAAUAUCGACAAGUCAACCGCAAACAGACCAUUAUUGGGUUGGAUCGUACUGAUAGGCUAGACAACUGGCUUGCAUCCGAGGGUGAUCACUUCGAUGGAUUAUUGAUGUGCAAACAGAAUCUACAAAAACGAAAAACACGUCAUCUAUAUCACCGUAGUCAGGAAGUUCUACGCUCUAUUUAGCUACAGCAUACGCCAAGGAAUACAGGAAGAAGCCAUCAUUUCUCACCAUCAAAAACAUUGGCCACCAGGGCGAGAAUGUUAGUGCACUUCAAGAAGAAAGCACAUAAAACCAGAAAAGGAUAUAAAUUCUAAGUAUGUUGGCAAGUACCGUGAAGACAUUAGACGGUAUGGAGCCAACUGAAACGACAACAAUGCGUGUCUUCGCCGAUCGCGUAACGGUCAUAAACGAGGACCUCUUUAUAUGGGCCAUCAUCGACGGGGUGCUAAUGAUUUGCAUUCUGAGUGGCAACAUCCUCACCAUCCUAGCUGUGCGUUAUCACCGGCGGUUGCGAUUGUUAAUUUCAAACCUGUUCGUGCUAUCGUUAGCUCUGUCGGACAUAUUCGUUGGCUUGACGCUGCCGUAUCAUCUUGCUUUCUACAUGGGAAACGAACUUGGCCGGUAUAAACACUUCUGUUUGUUGCGAUUUUUCGUCCUGAUUAUCGCGUGCAGUGUGUCCAUUUGGAACCUGAUUGCAAUAGCCGUGGACAGAUAUAUCGCCAUCUGCUACCCGCUGCACUAUGCUCGCUUGAUGACAAAAAAGGUAGCCCUGGUGAUUCUGGGCUUCGGUUGGUGCCUAGCCAUUUUCAUUGCCACCAUUCCGCUGAUUUGGAACAAGUGGGACACAGCAAUGGAGUGCGAAUUUGAUGAACUCCUACACCCGUGGUACGUAGCAGGAGUGAUAACGCCAAUCUUCUCACUGGUGUGGUUUUGUUUACUUCUCGUUUAUUGGCGAAUAUGGCGAGAGGCGGCUAAACAUGCCAAACAACUUCGAGUACACAACUCCCAGGAAAGCUCAUCCGAUUGGAAAUCGGUACAGGUUGUUUUGCUAAUAAUGGGUUGCUUUACGCUUUGCUGGCUACCGUACUUUGUUGUGAUUCUAACGCAAAUAUUUGACUUAUUCGAGCAGAACUCACCGACCCUGUACAAAGCAGUAUUCUCACUAGCAAUGGCAAAUUCCAUGAUGAAUCCUGUGAUUUAUGCAUGGAAAAAUACCAACUUUCGCCAUGCGUUCACUAAGCUAUUGACCUGCCGGAAACCAGACCAACUGGAUUGCCCACAAACGGGUGACAGUCCACGGAACAAAACGUCCAAGCGGGAUGGUUCACGAUCACACCAUGACGCCGAAAGUGGCACAAAUCGGGCACAGAAUACAGCUACUUCGAGAAAUAGUCAGCCUAGCGCAGCGGAAUCGAUAGCACAAAUCAAUGACAAUGAGAUUACGGUCAUUUCAUCGCUACAUGACGAGGCGGUUCAAAAUCACACCAUCCAACUGUCAAUUGGAACGCCGAGCAGCAGGGAUUGCAGCACGACUGGACCGGCCAGUAUUACAACGCACAUCAUCAAAGGAAAUGUGAUAAUCAAUAACUACAACCUUUAUGAAAGCUUUUUGGACGUGAAAAACGAGAACAGAAGAAAUGGAUCAUUUUCAACUAAAAGUUCCACGAAUGAGACUGAUGAUAGCAAAAAACAGGCAAGGGAAAGUAACACUUAUAAAGACAAUCACAACUGUGAUAUUGACGAUGUAAUGGGUUCAAAUAACCCUUGUUUCCAAGAAGAUGUUACACGUUUAUAGACAAGAAUCAAUUUGACAUUGUAGCAAAAACGGCAAAGUAUUAGCAAUCCAUGAAUGUACAAACUAUCCAGAUAUCGGAGACGAUGGAAAAUACAAAACAAAAAUGUCUUACAUUACGGCUGGUCUAUUUUCGGUACUUUUUCAACGAAACAAUGCCAUUUUAUAUUCCAGUUUGGUGU
Messenger RNA from Ochlerotatus camptorhynchus, 2623 nucleotides. RefSeq names its product muscarinic Acetylcholine Receptor, C-type (gene mAChR-C). Lineage: Eukaryota; Metazoa; Arthropoda; Insecta; Diptera; Culicidae. Gene Ontology annotation, biological process: adenylate cyclase-activating G protein-coupled receptor signaling pathway; G protein-coupled adenosine receptor signaling pathway. Gene Ontology annotation, molecular function: G protein-coupled receptor activity. Gene Ontology annotation, cellular component: plasma membrane. The transcript has 5 exons. The record is from RefSeq and is a predicted model, not a curated record. Bases 966 to 2444 code for a protein of 492 amino acids.